CUUAUCUGUCGACCUCAAAAUAAAUAAUUUUUAUUUGGAAAAUCUCACCUUUGCUUAUAAUCAUUCAUUUAAUUUGAUCUAUAUAAAGAAUUUGCGGUAUUUUAUUUCCGAAUUCCCUGCCUUUUUCCCGCCGAAGAUAAGAGCUCGAUGACGAUAACUUUCAAAUGAAAGGGUGAAACAGCAUAAUCAACAGCUAGGAAAAUCUCUGAAAAAUUUAGCCAUGAUUUUGGUCAUUUUGGUUAUUUCCGUUCUUUCUUCCGCUUGGAGUUGCCCCCAAGAAGCACUCCCUCCCUGUAAAUGCAGAACCACACCGUCAGGGAACAACGACGUCACAUGCGUUGCUGCAACAAGUGUCGAUGACCUGCAGAAGUCACUUCAAGGAAUGAAAGAUCGCCCAAUAGACGCUUUGCGCAUCAUUGACAGCUCCCUCCUGUAUUUCCCCAGCGAUAUGUUCGAAGGGUUCUCCAUAGCAAAAUUACAUCUAAUCUUCACUACUCUAAGAGACCUGAGUGAUACAGAAGUAGCAUUCAAAGGCCUUGAGAGCAGCUUGAAAACUUUAAUCAUGCAGGGGUGCGCUGUCUUUAAUGGAUGGACAUGGUCAGAGUUGCGUAAUUUGACACAUCUGACCGCUAUUAGGACAGUGAAGUCAGGAUUAGACAUCAUCGAUUCAGAUAUAGAGGAUAUCGCGCACCUGAAUUUGGACACCAUUGUAUUCGUGCAAGAUACGGUUUCCUAUAUCGACGAUGGGGCAUUUUCUCAUUUUCAGAACUUGAAGGUGUUGAAUAUAAAAAGGAAUCUUAUUUCCGAAAUUAAGAGAUCCAUGUUUCCGAAUCCUGCCCCAAAACUCACAGAGCUACAUAUAAGCUACAACCGAAUUGAAACACUGCCUGAUGAUGCAUUCACGAAUAUGCCGAGUCUUACAACACUCGUGAUUGCCGGCAACAAGCUCGUAACACUGGAGAGACAAAUAGUCUCACCAGUAUGGAAACAGUUAAAGAAAUUUGACUUUUCAGAUAGCCCCUUGAUUUGCGAUUGUAGAAUCAAAUGGAUGCUUCAGGAUGGUCUGCCACCUGCCACUUACGCGGAGUGUGACCAGCCACAGAGCCUAAAAUUUUCAUAUGUCAUAGACUUGAAACUGGCUGACCUCUCUUGCUAACGACAGAAGUUUCUUCGUUUUAUUCAAACUUUCUAUCAAUUAUGCUACUGUUUUAUGCCGUAAUAUUUCAGAAUGCACUUCUAUUUUUUUUAAUAUAAUUCUUUUGAUUUUUGUUCAUAACAAAAAAAAUGCUUUUUAUAAAACAUUUGAAAGUGGAAUAAACACAUUUUUAAAGCCUAAUAAAUAAAAUAAAAUAUGAAAAU
Molecule: messenger RNA, 1359 nt
Organism: Argiope bruennichi
Lineage: Eukaryota; Metazoa; Arthropoda; Arachnida; Araneae; Araneidae
Product: slit homolog 2 protein-like
Exons: 4
Coding region: 221-1156 (311 amino acids)
Molecular function (GO): protein binding
Source: RefSeq, a predicted model, not a curated record